Anoplopoma fimbria (sablefish) is the source of this 3188-nucleotide messenger RNA. It is a transcript of the gene rab3aa, whose product is annotated as RAB3A, member RAS oncogene family, a. The record is from RefSeq and is a predicted model, not a curated record. Gene Ontology annotation, molecular function: GTPase activity; GTP binding. The transcript is spliced from 5 exons. Bases 70 to 732 code for a protein of 220 amino acids. Gene Ontology annotation, biological process: regulation of exocytosis; axonogenesis; protein secretion. Gene Ontology annotation, cellular component: axon; synaptic vesicle; synaptic vesicle membrane. Lineage: Eukaryota; Metazoa; Chordata; Actinopteri; Perciformes; Anoplopomatidae.
UCAAGAGGCGCACAAGCGACUGCAGGUGCAAAGCUGGUUCUGGGGCUCGGCGGAUAAAACACUCAUCUCAUGAUGGCGUCUGCAAAUGCCACAUACGGACAGAAGGAGUCCUCGGACCAGAACUUUGAUUACAUGUUUAAAAUCCUCAUCAUUGGCAACAGCAGCGUAGGAAAGACGUCCUUCCUUUUCCGCUAUGCAGACGACUCAUUCACGCCAGCCUUUGUCAGCACAGUGGGCAUUGACUUCAAGGUGAAGACCAUCUACAGGAACGACAAGAGGAUAAAGCUGCAGAUAUGGGACACUGCUGGCCAGGAGCGCUACAGGACAAUCACCACAGCUUACUACAGGGGAGCCAUGGGCUUCAUCCUCAUGUAUGACAUGACCAACGAGGAGUCCUUCAACGCUGUUCAAGACUGGUCGACCCAGAUCAAGACAUACUCAUGGGACAAUGCCCAGGUCCUCUUGGUGGGAAACAAGUGUGAUAUGGAGGAUGAACGAGUGGUCGCCGCUGAGAGGGGCCGACAGCUGUCAGAACAGCUGGGUUUUGAGCACUUCGAAGCAAGUGCUAAAGAUAACAUCAAUGUGAAGCAGACCUUUGAGCGGCUGGUGGACAUCAUCUGUGAGAGGAUGUCAGACAGUCUGGACAACAACGACCCGACUGUUACUGGUACUAAACAGGGACCGCAGCUCAGCGAGCAGCCACAGAGGUCCCAUCAAGAUUGUGCUUGCUAAACACACACACACACACACACACACACACACACACACACACACACACACACACACACACACACACACACACACACACACACACACACACACACACUGUCUGCUGUCCUAAAAUCCACACAGCUUUUUAACGGUUUGUCUCUCACAUUCUUUUUCUGUUUCAUAUACACAGUUAAUUCACACAAACACUGCCAUACAGAAAAAACACAACCUGACUACUUAGACUCUCCACCCCUCUCUCUACACUAAGAGCAUUAUCCACAUGUGGUGGUGCUAACUUAGUUAGAGGGGUGAAGAACAAUUAACAGUGGUACAAUCCCAACAUGUCUUUUUUUUUCUUACUUGAACAUGUUUACACACACACACACACACACACACACACACACACACACACACACACACACACACACACACACACACACACACACACAAACCUUAUCAUAACAGACUUAUAAAAGGCCAGUGAAGGCUUAGACUCCAUCAUUCCUUGUUGACAUGUCUGCAAUUGGGUUUUACUAUAAAAGGCUGUGGAUCCUCCACUCAGCACUAGCGCCUCAAACCUAAAUGGAUACAAAUUUGUUUUACUUUCAGUCUCGUUGAAAUUUAUAGGUUUGUUACUGUGGAUAGCGUUGCUGUUUUUUUGUUCUUUUUUACAUUUUUGAGUUGGUUGGGUGUGGUUUUGAGCAUGUGAAAUCACCGGCCCUUGUCAGUGUUGUGAUCGAGUUUCUACAAAUAACUGCGGACCAAGUUUGAUGUCCGAACGGAGUCAUUUGAAAGUUAGUUUUUUCUUUUAAUUUUAGGAACGAAAGUAAGAAUAGCAAAGGUCAUGCAAAUAAUAAGUUAUUUUUAUUAUUAUCAAUGUUUAGCCUCUUUCCACGAUUGUUUUUAUUUUUAUUUCUUCUAGCGAAUUUGGAUGGCAGUGAGUCUUUUUUUAAAAUACUUUUUGUUACUAUUUUUUAAGACAUUCGACAGAAUAGAAAGAUAAGGGAUGUCUCUCACUGCAUUGAGAAAAGUGUAUAAAUGUUUAAAAGUCAAUAGAUAUGCAUAAAUAAUAUAUAUACAUAAAUAAGUAUAUUAUAAAAUAAUGAUCUGGAUAUUGGGUUCCUACCUGUGGUUUAGUGAGAGGUGCAUGAUUUUUUUAAAAGAUUAUUGUUGAUCGGAUGGUUUAUUUGUAUGAGCUGCUGUCUGAAUUUUAAACCCGUCUGUCCUAUAGUUUCAGUACUUGGAGGUACCAAAUGGGGUAAAGGUUUCACAUGUUAAGCCCACAACCCCUUCUCAUUGUAUUAACGUUCAAUCACUGCAUACAAUGUGCAACUUGCACCUAGAAAGGCAUGUGAUUCAGUGUGAGCACUGUUCUACCACUGACCUCUCCAUCAACUUCAGAUAGUCUCUUGUGUCAUGCUGGAUGAUAUUUUUAUCUCUACGUUAUGGGGGAACCUUAUGUUUUUAAGCAUGUUAAAUGUCAAAUUGUGAGUUCUCUCUAUGAUGCUACGGUUAGGGAUUUGUCUGCUCGUGUAAUACAGUACAAAACCUUAUGUAAGUCAUGCAAGGCAUGCGGAAAUAUUUUCAACAUUUAAGUUAUUUCAAAAUAAAGCUUAUUUAUUUUGUAUUAUUUAUAACUUCAUUUACUUUUAAGAUAAUGUUCUUCCUAACUUAUUCAUUGCAGUCUGCACUCUACUUUUUAAGGAGAUGUUCAAUAGUAUUCAAUUGCUUAAACUCUCCCAGCUUUAAAAUGAAAUGUAUUUGUGUUUACAGUGAGUAUAAAGCUUAAGAUGCUUCCUCAAGAGGAACAUUAAAGCUUUCCAGUUUAAGAAUCUCUUAUCAUAUCAGCGCAGCUUUGGUGGGAAGUUUGUUUGUCUUUUGAUAUCAGUUAUGCAACUUCCAAGACUUGUUGGAGUAAAAGCAGACUGUUCUCUCAGAGCAAUAGGAGUAAUUUCUCUCCACACCCAAAUACUCGCAGUGUUCUACCCUGCUGAAGGUUUGUAAUACACCUACUGUACUUGAGUACAGUUUGUGUAAAGGCAGUCAAGUAACAAUUGUUCUUUCCGAAGACAUCUUAACAUGUUUAGAGCCAAAAAGAGUGAUGUUAGACUUUUGUGAGACUUGCACUAACCUGUGUGUUAAUGUUUUCCUACUCUGCGCAGGAGCUUUAAAGAGAAACACUGUAUGGGAAGUAAAGUAAAUACUCUGAACGCUUCGAUAAAUCGCUGAUUCUUACUGCAGUGGUCCACUUUUGACGUUUGUUGAUUUUUUUUUUGUUACUUUAUUUAUUGUGUUUUGCUACAGCUGUAAACUUGCCAGUGACUUAGGAACACUUCUCGGUCCUGUUCAACUCUCCUCUUGUUCUUCCUCCCUACCGUAAAUAGCUCUUGUAAAUAGGAAUUUUCUGCCUGUCGGGUAUUAGUUGUGUGAAUUGUGCUGUAAUUCUGUAAUGCCAGAUUUGCUAAAAUGAGGAAUCA